AUGCCAAUCUCUGCUAUUGUCGCUAUUGUUGCAACUUUGUACGGUUUACAAUACUAUGGCAAGCCAUUAUUCAACGAAGUUGCUUCCUUAACACAGCAAGAGCAAAUGCGUAUCAGAUCAAAAUCGCAAGGUGUAUAUGCUUGGGGUUCAAAUCGUUAUAAUGUGGUUGCACCUGAUACACCCUUGACAACGUUUAUCAAAUCGCCUAGAUCGAUCCCAUACUUUGAUGGCAUGGCAUUGCGAGAUCUCCAAAUGGAGGAACGACAUGCAGUUGCGGUAGAUGCAAACGGUGACAUUUUGCAAUGGGGAUUGGGAUUCUUUGAUGCUUCUCUAGAAAAUAUCAACCGUGAAGAGAACCUUGAUGAUGUUCCACUUGCCAGAAGACGGGAGAAGGAAAAAGCAAAUGAAUUGAUGCCCAAAGGCUCAUUGGGAGCUCAACCAACAUCACCGGUCCGUACUUUGAAAGGCAAGAAUAUCGUCAAGAUUGCUGCCUCUGACGAAAAGAUCUAUGCUCUUUCUGGAAAGGGUAAAGUGUAUGUGUUCUCUUCUGUUCAAGCACGACAAUGGCCCGGCAAGCGCCCUGGAUGGUCAGCAAAUCCCUUUACAUUGUUCGGAACAUUUGAUCAGACGGAAAUUGAUCAUGAGGUGUUGAAUGCCACACCUGCAGCUAAACUAGCAAGCGGUGAACGAAUUGUUGAUAUCCAAGCAGGAUCUCACCACCUUUUAUCAUUGAGUAAUAAAGGCAGAACGUUUAGCACUCCAAUCGAUCACAAUGGAAAUGUGUACGGACAACUUGGCUUGCGCAGAGUAUUGUUGGGAAACAAGAAAGCUUACCGAGAAGUACUCAUGGAACCAAAGAUGUUAACAGAAGCUGAACAACCUACAAUUUUCCAUCAAGGUCAAGUGUUACCUGCUUGGGCAUUACCGCCAGGCAUGGAAGAUAAAUCAAAGACCAAAAAGCCAGUCACAGUAGGUGUGCCAUCUUUUACGUCCAGCAAAGAUAUUAGACCAUUUGCAGAUAUUCGAUUCUGUCUUGCCCUUCACGAAAUUCCUACUUUGCGUGAUGUUCGUGUUGCACAAAUUGCAACCGGUUCAGAUCAUUCAGUCGUACGAACGACACAAGGAAAAGUAUUGGGAUGGGGACGUCAAACACACGGACAAACUGGAAUGGGUGCACAAAUUGCAUUAGAGGCAAUCCCAGUUCCAACCGAGAUCGUUUUAUCGAAAGCAUUCCCAAAUUCAAGCGUUGAUAUUCAUUGUACAAACAUUUCUGCCGGUGCUGAUAAUACCUUUUUCACAAUGUCAAGACGUGAACCUGGAUCGAUUGGAACAGGAAUCAAAGUUGAUCUUUUGGCUGUGGGGAAAGGUCAAUGGGGUACACUGGGAAACGCAAUGUGGAAUCAAGUAACAGUUGUUCCUGCAAGAGUGAAAACUGUCAGCAGUUUAUUGGAAUUCAGUGAAGUUACUCAACAAACCCAUCCUGUUCCGAUUCAUACAGUUUCCGUUGGUAAACCUGGAAGUGUUGCUGUUGUAUUGGAUACUGUUGAAAAAGAAGGUCAUCAAGCAUUCGGAAGGGAUGUAAUGGUUUUCGGACAUAACGCCGCUUUCCAAUUAGGUACAGGAAAAAGAUCCAAUCUUGCUGUACCACAACAUAUGCAACCUUUACCACCUCCAACAGAAGCAUAUGGUGCUGCAACACCUCCACCAUUGCCACUUUAUCCCAACGAAACUGCUCGAUUAAAAGAAGCAGAUAUCAAUUCCGGCGUUUUGACUCAUAUGCCUCAUCAUCGUUUGCAAUUAGCCAGUCAAACAAAGACUGAUACACUUUGUGCGCCAAAAGAGGUAGGCAAAGAAGGUAAAAAGAAGAAGAAAGUCAAUAUCGAAGAAACAAUCACAACUGGAGCAGUCAGUAUGGCCAUCUUUUGGCAAUUGCAAGAUUAG
Messenger RNA from Meira miltonrushii, 1941 nucleotides. Its product is annotated as RCC1/BLIP-II. Gene Ontology annotation, biological process: mitochondrial respiratory chain complex III assembly. The transcript has 2 exons. Lineage: Eukaryota; Fungi; Basidiomycota; Exobasidiomycetes; Exobasidiales; Brachybasidiaceae. Gene Ontology annotation, cellular component: mitochondrial inner membrane. The coding region runs from base 1 to 1941 and encodes 646 amino acids. The record is from RefSeq and is a predicted model, not a curated record.